Merops nubicus (carmine bee-eater) is the source of this 779-nucleotide messenger RNA. RefSeq names its product nucleolar protein 10-like. The transcript is spliced from 4 exons. Lineage: Eukaryota; Metazoa; Chordata; Aves; Coraciiformes; Meropidae. The record is from RefSeq and is a predicted model, not a curated record. The annotation marks the transcript as partial. Gene Ontology annotation, cellular component: nucleolus; 90S preribosome; small-subunit processome. Gene Ontology annotation, biological process: maturation of SSU-rRNA from tricistronic rRNA transcript (SSU-rRNA, 5.8S rRNA, LSU-rRNA).
AAUCUUCCUAGCCUUCUCAAAGAUGAUCGUUUUAAGGUCAUGUUUGAGAAUCCAGAUUUCCAGGUGGAUGAGCAGAGUGAAGAAUUUAGGCUACUUAACCCACUUGUUUCUAAAAUAAGUGAGAAAAGAAAAAGGAAACUGAAGAUGUUAGAGGAACUGGAAGCACAAGAACAGGAAGAGGAGGAAGAACCAGAAGGAAAAGCAAGUGAUGCAGAAAGUUCUGAGAGUUCAGAUGAUGAAAAAGGCUGGGUUGAAGAGGUCAGGAAACAGCGCAAGCUUCUACGCCAAGAGGAAAAAGUAAAGCGGCAGGAAAAGUUCAAGGAGGAUCAGCAAACAUUACUGAAACCUCAAUUUUUUGAGAUUAAAGAAGGAGAGGAAUUCGUAAGCUUCAAAGACUCCGCCAAAAAACAAAAAUUAAUGAAGAAAACUCUUGAAGAUCGUUUAAAGCUUGAAGAAAAACUUGGCACACUCAACGUGUCUGAUACCACAGUAGGCAGCAAACAGGCAACAUUCAGAUUAAAGAAGUCAGAGCAGCAGAAGAAACAGCAGGAAGCUGAGAAACAGCAUCGUCAAGAGAGGAGGACUCUUAGGCGUUCUGCUAGUCAUCUCAGGAGCAAACGUGGAAGAGGGCGACUCUUUCGUUAAUUUAUGUUAUUUUUUUUUUUUUAAGAAACUUAACUAUUUUACAUUUGAAAACGGACUUUUUCAAAUUGGGACAUGGUACCAGUGAAUUUGUACUUUGAUUCAUUGCUGAACAAGAAAAACAGAACUUGCUAAAC